Lindgomyces ingoldianus is the source of this 246-nucleotide messenger RNA. RefSeq lists its product as uncharacterized. NCBI's taxonomy places the organism in Eukaryota, Fungi, Ascomycota, Dothideomycetes, Pleosporales, Lindgomycetaceae. The annotation marks the transcript as partial. The transcript has 3 exons. The record is from RefSeq and is a predicted model, not a curated record.
AUAUCCUGCGAAACCACGUACGGAUUGUAUCUGUCAGACCACAAUAUUGUAGACUGGAUUAUGGCUCAGGAUUUGCUCUGGAAGGCGGAAGGGCAUUUGCUUACACAUUUGCGGGCUGUUAGAAGAAUUGGAUCGAGUAUGGAGGAUUAUGAUUUGCUGAUCAGGUGGGUUGAACUGGUCGCAGACUCUGCGGGCGUAAAGUUGGGUCUAAUGCCAAGGGUGAAGGGCCAUGAACAUGAGGUUUGA